Danio rerio (zebrafish) is the source of this 1379-nucleotide messenger RNA. It is a transcript of the gene alad, whose product is annotated as aminolevulinate dehydratase. Gene Ontology annotation, molecular function: porphobilinogen synthase activity; metal ion binding. NCBI's taxonomy places the organism in Eukaryota, Metazoa, Chordata, Actinopteri, Cypriniformes, Danionidae. The record is from RefSeq and is marked provisional. Gene Ontology annotation, biological process: tetrapyrrole biosynthetic process.
UUUACGGUUUCUCAUUCUCGGCGACUAAACACAAACACAAUGACACAGCCAGCUGAAUCUAUUCUACACAGUGGUUACUUCCACCCUACUCUCCGAUAUUGGCAGACCUGUGCUUCAGAACUCAGACCAGAUAACCUUAUAUAUCCUAUCUUCAUUACUGACAGUCCUGAUGCAGUUGAACCAAUUGCAAGUCUCCCUGGUCAAGCAAGAUACGGUGUUAAUAAGAUAGAAGGUUUACUUCGUCCCCUUGUGGAUAAGGGCCUGAAGUGUGUGCUGAUUUUUGGAGUUCCUGCAAAAGUUGCAAAGGAUGAAAGGGGCUCUGGGGCAGACGCAGAUGACACUCCUGCAGUGCUGGCUGUAAAGAAACUACGGAGCACGUUCCCUGAGCUUGUGUUGGCCUGUGACGUGUGUCUCUGUCCGUAUACCUCUCAUGGACACUGUGGAAUCCUACGUGAAGAUGGCAGCUUGGAUAAUGCCGCAAGCUGUUUGAGGUUGGCUGAAGUUGCUUUGGCAUACGCUCGAGCAGGCUGCCACAUCAUUGCCCCCUCAGAUAUGAUGGAUGGACGAAUUGCAGCCAUUAAGCAAGCUCUAAUUGCCAAUGAUCUUGGCAACAAGGUGUCAGUGCUGAGCUACAGUGCUAAAUUUGCAUCCUGCUACUAUGGACCGUUCAGAGAUGCUGCCCAGUCUAAGCCUGCUUUUGGAGACAGACGAUGUUAUCAGUUACCUCCUGGUGCCCGAGGACUAGCACUGCGGGCCUGUGACCGGGAUGUGAAAGAAGGUGCUGACAUGCUGAUGGUGAAACCUGGAUUACCAUAUCUUGAUAUUGUGCGAGAAGUGAAGAAUAAGCACCCUACCCAUCCACUGGCUGUAUACAAUGUAUCAGGUGAAUUUGCCAUGUUGUGGCAUGGAGCUGAAGCUGGAGCUUUUGACUUGCGCACUGCAGUGAUGGAAGCUAUGACUGCCUUCCGUCGAGCAGGUGCUGAUAUCAUCAUAACCUACUACACUCCACAAUUGCUCAUAUGGUUAACAGACUAAUCUGUUCUUCUCUGUGAAUGAAAUCGGAUCAAAGGAAAUCACCUGUUUUUCCUACUAGUGACACUUGAUUUUUAAAAUAGAACUAUUGUAGAAAAAGAUAUGCCAAAUCAGCCUUUUUUCUUUCAUGAUUGUUCAUGAUUUUGUAUUUAGUUAUACACAAUUAGUUGUUAUACAUUAGUUAUACAUCAGUCAGCUUUUAUUUUUCUAGUUUUCAGAUUAUGUCAGUUUUGUUUAAUGUACUGAUAAUCACAAUACUAUGACAUGUCCAGUUAAGCUUUACACUGCUUCUUGCAAUAUAUUUGUUUAUCUGUAUAUGUCAAAAACAAUAAUUAUGCUAAAGCCCA